AACAGCAAAGCUACAUAUGCCCAAAUCACAUUCUUUCUUUUUAAGCAUUACACUAAAGCUCUUUCUCUCUCCUAAUUAUGGCAGUUGUGGAUGAUUCGACGCGACGGAGUGAACUCUUCUGCCGUGUUGUUUUCUCUGGCGGAGCCCCCCUGGUCCAUCGUACUGGAGCGAUUCGAGAAGAACACUAGUCUCAUAUUCUAUUCUUUGUGCAAUAAUGCUUAUAGAUGAAGUGCUUCGUUUCCGCGUACAGUAGACUCCUUGUUCCGCUCAUCCCCUUUUAAGUCCUCUCACUCUCAGGGACGGAUAGAACAGCAGAAUGUGUUGGGUUAAGUCCCGCAACGAUCGCUACCGGACAACGCGCUACAUACAAUGUUUCUUCUCUUUCUCAAUCUGGGGUUUGCCUGUUAAAGUCAGAAACAAGAUACUCUAUGUAAAGGCUUUGGAACUUUGAGUAAAUUUGCUUUGUAUGGAGACACUUGUCGAUUUUGUGCAAUGGCUUGAAAUUGACGUAUCUCUGAACAUUCUGAUGCGUUUGAAUGAUCCAGCUGAUGUGGUCCGUGCUGGCUCCGUUUCACACCUUUGGCUCCAAUUUGUGGUUACUAAUGGACUUUCCAAGCAACUGUGUCUGAGAAAGUUUCCGCAGCUUUCUAGAAUUUCACGUAUAAGAGAACUAGAUUUGGGAAUAGCAGAAGGAAAAGAUGUAAAAUCUAGCAAUUCCAGUUGGGAGACUCUAAAAAGAGACCAUAAUGUUUAUGCUUCUCUACUUCAAGCUAUUGAAACAUCAAACUCAUGCCAAAGUGAUUGCAUAGAUUAUGAAGUCAGCGCUUCAAGUACGGACGAUUAUCAAGUAAGUGUUUGGAAUACUCUGGUUCCAACAGAUAGAAACCAAAAUCAACCUUCAUACUGGUCAAGCAUAGGGGACAGUGAUCCCAAUGCCCCAGAGACGCUAAUUUACAAAUUGAAAGCUGAUCUUUGCGUCAUCACUGAAAUUAAUAUACAACCUUUGGAAGUGUAUUCCCAUCCAGGCAGGGCCAUAUGCUGCCCAAAAUCUGUUCGAUUUCGAUUAGGACACCCCAAAUCCUUAAGAGAUAAGAGGCGUCUCCUGCACUGGCACCCUGAUCAACCUGCUGAUGACAAGUUUAUAUGGACUUAUACCUCGGAAGAAUUCCUUAUGAGACAGGAAACCCAGUUGCAGCAGUUCAAGCUACCAGAACCAGUGCUUUGUAUUGGUGGAUAUCUUCAGAUUGAACUGUUGGGCAGAGCUCUGAGAUGUGAUGUCGACUUGUUUAUCGACGACUUGUUUUACAUAUGCAUUCGUCAUGUGAAAGUUAGAGGACGGCCACUCACUCCUGCCUUUUACGCACAUAUCAUUCGACCGUCUGGAGACUUUGUGCUCGAGUACAAAAGAGAUGUUUAAUCUAUGUUGCAAAGCUCGUGUCUUCAACACCAAAAUGUACCACCUCCAAUACUCUACUGAAUUAUUUAUACCUGCCGGUUUUGAACAAUGAUGAGGACACUUAAAUGUAUGAAACAGAAUUUUUGUGACUUAACGUUAUGAUUUUCUUUUCUUUUAUGUUUCUACAUUACUUUGCAAGUAAAAACCGUCCAUUCUCUUUGAUGGUUUGUUACUA
Messenger RNA from Nicotiana attenuata, 1631 nucleotides. RefSeq names its product F-box protein At4g00755-like. Gene Ontology annotation, molecular function: protein binding. The record is from RefSeq and is a predicted model, not a curated record. The coding region runs from base 467 to 1417 and encodes 316 amino acids. NCBI's taxonomy places the organism in Eukaryota, Viridiplantae, Streptophyta, Magnoliopsida, Solanales, Solanaceae. The transcript has 6 exons.